Messenger RNA from Marchantia polymorpha subsp. ruderalis, 5346 nucleotides. The record is from the annotation of a GenBank genome assembly. NCBI's taxonomy places the organism in Eukaryota, Viridiplantae, Streptophyta, Marchantiopsida, Marchantiales, Marchantiaceae.
CGCCAACGUAGAAGCUGGAAUCAUUGUAUUAAGGCUCCUUCAUUCGUCUUCCAUCCAUCGAGGGUUGUCGAGAUGUCAAGUAAGGGACGAUAUGAACGUGGUCGGUCUCUAACCUGUCAGGUUUUAAGGUUUGUUCUUUACAGAGAAUCACGUAAAGAAUGCUAACUCAAACUUUCUGCAUUCUUCGGCGCCAGCGUUGUCCUUUUGACAUUUGUUGUGGUGUGCAAACUGCACCGAAAAAACGAAAUCCUGGGAACUACCUUCUGGAUUGGUGGGUUUUGCUCAGUUUUGUUCAUUCGAUUCUCUUUGCUCCACUUGUCAUGCUUGACGAUGCGGAAGUCACGAGGUGAACUUGUCGCAAGGUUUCAGGCUACACUGGGGAUGUUGGAUCACAGACUACUAUGGUAAUUUUGUGCUAUGUCCGAUGAACAGCAUAAUUGCUGAGCCUUUUCAAGAUGAAGCAAACAACUGAAAUCUUGAGAAGAGGCAGCUUUGAACGGGUCGUGUUUCUGGUGGAUGUCAAAUUUUUGAUUGAGCAGGGCGAUCGUAGGAUAUGUGCUGCCCAGAUAUUUAGUUCUGUUGUUGCGGUUCUCGAAAAGUGUAAAGAGAACAGCAGAUUUUCAGCGCUAUGGGGAUAUAUCCUUUUCGAUUCAUCUCGUCCACCUAUGAUGUCAAGCACGACUAUUGGUAAGCUGCUUGCAGGGCAGUCUACGCGUGAACGAUUCGAUGGUAUCACGCAGAAUUUGGAGAAGUUUGGGAAGGUUCUGGAUGCGGUGGUAGCUUCUGGUGAUGGAUAUACAUCGGCUGGGGAAAGUAAAGCUGACUGUCUUCUUCGAACUCUGGCAGCAGUUGCCUCAGACUUUCCAUGGGAGCCACUAGUUGCUAGUGACAGUUCUUCGGAUGAGGAGAUGAGAAAUUUGCUGCAGCACCACCAAAGUUGCGCUGGAGAGCAGCUCGUUUCUAAACAUGGAUCCAAUUUGGUGAUCAUAUUUUCUUGCCUGCCGACUUGCAGCAGUCAAGUAGCUAGGUUUCUUGACAUCCAUCCAAAUUUUGCAAAUUCUGUUGGUGAGGAAGAGUUACUCCGCGAACUCGGCUUGCGAUUUAGUCGUGUUAAUUCUAUUCUGGUAUCCAGGAACAUUCAAUCCUGUUGGAUAGAUGUAACUGCAAGUCAGAGUUCCCGUAACUUCGGGCUUUCCGAAGCUUAUCUGAAGUUGCAUGAGGAGAAAAGCGUAGCUGGGAGAUGCCUGCUUGAAAUGGCGUGGAGUUUUGUUCCUUUAGGUCUAAUCGCAAAUAUCAUGAAUCCUGUACCUUUCCGUUUAAUAUGGAACAUGAUAGUUUGUCUGCGGCCAAACAUCGUCCACCGCGGGGCUGUCGCGAGUCGGGAGGCACAGGUCAAAGGUUGGGAAGCACUGUUUCAACGGAACUCGAGCAGCCCUGCCAACUUUAUUCCGGUGGAGUUGCACCCUUGCACGAGCUCGAUUUCUCAUGCUGAGCACGUAUGUAGGCUAUCUCAGCUGUUCCCGGUGAAAGAUACAUUGAAGAAGUCAGAGAGUCUGUCAGGUUUCACGGAAGUGGAUGUUGUUAUUCUUUCCAAGGUGUCAAGAUCAAACCACUUGAAGCAUUUCUCCGAACGAUAUCUUGUGCUGCCGAAACCAUGCGAGGCUCUUACAUUACAGUCAGGUCUUACUAGGCUAGGUGACUUCAAAGCAGAUAAAUACAGAGCUGGGGACCCUUCAUGGCCUGGCCUUCUGAUUGCGCUGGAAAGCGAGGAUUGUGUUCUUCACGUAAUUGUUGAUACUGGAGGCCACAGAUGCGAAGCUAUUUUAGAACCUUUUGCAGUCGACGUCGCUCUUCUAGCCAUACUAGAGACUGCAUGUUCACCUUUGCUUAGAAAACAUCUCCCCACGCGUUUAAGCUGUCAUUUGUCAAGGGUCUCCAAAAUCUGCAUGAGGGAUAAGUUAGAAGAGUAUGCGAAGACUAGACUGUCGUGCACUGUUGACAACAAUGAAGUUGCUACAGAUGGUGUUCGAAGUUGUGGUGGAAGCGAUUUUGAGAAAUCUUUUGACAGCUCGCUUUUGAAAGUUGUGAAAGACAAACGUAGAGGCAGCGUGCUCUUCAAAUGUGUUAAGAAGCAAAGAGUUGACUGGGGCAAAACAUUAGAUGCCACUCACGAUUGCUUUGAAGGCAGUACUUCGGAGCCAGAGAGCGUCAGCUGGCUAGAGUACUGGCGGAGGGUGAUGAAACGAUUUCGAAAGGAACACAUGUUUCUUGACCAGGGCUUUUCCACAAUUAGUCCCAUUUCCGACGUAAAACCUUUUAGCGUCGAGAGAUUUUUGCAGGAUAGAAGUAAAGACAUUCAGGUAAUCGGAGCGUCUACAGGAGGUGCUGAAUCUCAAUUCGUUCCAGAAUCUUUGGAGGGUGGAGCACAGUUUGCUCUAGGUUCUCCUCCUUCGAGUUCACCGGAGGUCAGAAGCCAUUUGCACCAGAGUCUUGCCAUCAACGUGGACACCGCAGGUCAAAAGGUCUCAGGUAAUGCUCAUUCACUCCAGUAUAGGUCCCCAGUCAGCGGAGACGAUCGACCGUCAAAAUCAGAACUACCACCAUCGUCGUUUAAACAUAGAGGCCACCCUACACGGAUCUCGAGUGAUUUUCAUUGGAAAGCUGAGAUGAACGACUGUAUGACAUUUGGGAUAUCCAGUGGAGAAUCCUGUACGGAGGAGUUAGAACGGAACGUCUAUUCCUCCAAUUCUGUAGAUCUUCAUCACUAUGCGACUUCAGUUGUCACUGAAGCUUACAAGGGGCUACAGAAGGUUUAUGCAAGUGAGGUAUACUUACAGAGCAACCUGUCGGGUGUGGGAGAUCGGAAGGAAUGUACAGAAACCUCGGUUGUAGUUCACCUGAAAAAGCUUUUUUUCAAAAAGCCUAGGCAGCUCUUUUCGAAAUACAAGGAGCUUCUGGCAUCAUCCGCCAUAUCCAACAGGAGCAAGGCUUCCAUUGUUGAAGAGAAACUCAGAGAACACGAACUUCAGAUUAUUUUUCGUCUAGAAGUUCUCGCGCUUGAGGGCGAGGUGUGUACCUCACCAUCAAGCGCAAAACAGGAGUGUUUUAUAAACGAAAUUUGCCAACUUCUGGAUAAUAUCCAGUUUCAUUUUCCCGCGGGGAACCAGAAUGAGGAAAACCUGCAACGAUAUUGCGAAAGAGUCAUCGUUUCAAGGUACAAGAGUUUGUUGCCAUCGACAGUGAGCAAGAUCUUCUCAGCAAUGGAACUCAAUGGAUACUGUGACACUACGCAGAGUUCUUCUGAUUUCUUUGAGUCUCUUCAAAGUUCAGACAAUCAACCGUCAUCAGAUGAUUCUGUUGUCCCUGAGUCUGGACACCAAGCAAUUGAUCUUUCAUCUGAUGCUCAGCUGGACAGCUUUGAACAACUGAAGGCUUCGCGAGUUGAAAAGAGGCUCUUUUUCAGUAGAGCAGAUUUGACUUCCAGGCCGAUCAGUAAAGAAAAUAUGCCACUCUCAACAACAUCAUCUGGUGAAGGAAAUUUGGCCUCAACUAACUACACAACACCGGAUGUACCUAAUAAGCUGGAGCAGAGACACAGGAAAAGUUAUCACUUUUCUAGUGGAGCAAACAACCUGCGUCGAGUAAAGGCUGUAAAACCUCGUGAACAUCUUGCGACGUUCACUACGAAGGCCUGCAAGACCAUUUGUGUUUCUCGUAAUUUUGCUUCAGGAUCAUCAGACCAAGUUAUGAAGGUUGAAGAUGUUUCUAGGAAGGUUGCCUGCAGGAAGCCGGAAGCAUGCAUGCCUCGUCCAAUGGAGAUUCGGGUUGUUUGUCAGACACCAACGCCCCCAACUAGAACAUCUACCUAUGGACAUAAGGGAUAGGCAGGGAGAUUUGCAGAUUGUCUCAUGUGCCCGCAGCAAAUACAAGCGAGUCCGUGUGUUAAAACGCGGCUUAUGACCAUGGCGAUGGGCACUCUUCAGUAUCUGCACGGAAGGCAGAUGUCCCUCAAAUGCAGAGUAGGACUACUGAUCAGGGUUUGUGGUGCAGGAGUAUGCUGGCCAGGCUUGAACUUGAGCAGAUUCGCCUUCAUCUGAAGUUUGUCAAGAAUAUUUGUUCUGGCUGUUACAAUGUAUGCCUUAAUGGUAAAAUUUCGUGCUGGUCUCAAAGUGGGGCCGAGAAACAGAUGAUUCUAAAGUGGUUGGUCCCACGAAAACAUGGACGAGCAAACUUCACGGCGAAAGUGUUUGAAGAUCAAGGGUUCCUGGUUCAUGAUGGAACCUGAAGGUCGUCUUGGACGUGGAAAGGUCGUACGUGGUACCCGCGAGGGCUUGCAAUGGCGAGUGUAACCGUAGUCCGCGAGGGCUUGCUAUGGCGAGUGUAACCGUAGUGUGUGGAUUUUGGGAAACUUGAAAACAGAAAUGUCUAUUAGGAUAGAUGAAUGGACCGCUGCAAAAUCAGUUUCAGGAGAUAGAUGUCACAUGUUUCCAGAAAGGUUUUGUUUAGGCUGUUUGACCUUCAGAUGGAAGGAGAGAAGGAAGAGAUAUCAAUGACCAUAAAAAUGAGAAAGAAGUGGUACUUUUCGUGUUCGAGUUCAGCCUUUUGACCCUUCGGGUCCCACGGGCUUGAUCUAUUUACCAUUUACCAUUUAUAUUUCAGUCUGUAUAUCAAAGUUCAGCUAAGCCCUAAAUGAACAAUUGCAUUGUAAAGGAUAUCUAUACGAUAUCCUGUACAUGUGGACAUGUGGACUACCGAAGAUCAGAUAUCCACACGCUAGGGAUCAGGACGCGUGCUGAGGCCCGCAUCUGCCUUUGAUGUGUAUGAAGAGGCGGACGCCCACCAGACUUGCUACGUUGGACACAAAAUGCGUUAAUUAUGACAGUACUUUGUACCAAAAUGUAGAAAAUGUUGUCUCUUCUGCUUAAUCAUACGUAGCUUUGAUGGCUAAGUUUUCCUCCAAUGGAUAUAUAUUCUAUGUAUAUUUCUUCAAUCUCCCUGUGAGUGCUUAUUAUAUAAGACGAUUUAAGGUUCAGAGGGGAGAAUCCCUGAGAAGUACGCCAAACUACGAGGUGAUAAAUUUCGGCUUCCAUGAAUUUUAUAACACUCGCAUGUUUGACAAAGUUAAGCAUGAGAUAGAUGAGUACAGGUCAGAACAUACUACGAAUCUCAGUUUGUUUCUUCAAAGUGAAGUGAUAUCGGAUUUUCACCCACUAUCGGAAUUUAACAGAGUGGAUCCGAUAUUAACGCUGAGCAACGUUGAUUCAAAGUCGUCAGGUCACUCGACCAGAUCGUCGAUGUCGAAAAGAAAAGAAAAACAGAAUAAAUAUCUGUGAUGGUGUCAUACAC